Ogataea angusta is the source of this 1101-nucleotide messenger RNA. RefSeq lists its product as uncharacterized. Bases 1 to 1101 code for a protein of 366 amino acids. Lineage: Eukaryota; Fungi; Ascomycota; Pichiomycetes; Pichiales; Pichiaceae. Gene Ontology annotation, biological process: pyruvate decarboxylation to acetyl-CoA. The record is from RefSeq and is a predicted model, not a curated record. The transcript has a single exon. Gene Ontology annotation, molecular function: pyruvate dehydrogenase (acetyl-transferring) activity.
AUGUCCAAAAUUGCUCAAACUGCGAAGACUGCGUCGACCUUACUGAGGUCCUCUAUUGGCAAAAACAUUAGAACUGCAUCUUCCGGCGCUGGUCCAGCGACUAUGACUGUUAGAGACGCUUUGAACAGUGCCAUGCAAGAGGAACUGGACAGAGAUCCAGAUGUGUUUUUGAUGGGUGAGGAAGUUGCUCAGUAUAAUGGUGCCUACAAAAUUUCCAGAGGGCUCCUAGAUAAGUUCGGCCCAAAAAGAAUUGUGGACACUCCUAUUACUGAGAUGGGUUUCACCGGAUUGUGUGUUGGUGCGGCAUUGUCCGGCCUUAAACCAAUCUGUGAGUUUAUGACUUUCAACUUUGCCAUGCAAUCCAUUGAUCAAAUCAUCAAUUCUGCAGCAAAGACUUACUACAUGUCUGGUGGUAAACAGCCAUGUAACAUCACCUUUAGAGGUCCAAACGGUGCUGCUGCAGGUGUUGCUGCUCAGCAUUCUCAAGAUUACUCCGCUUGGUACGGAUCCAUUCCAGGUCUGAAGGUCAUUUCUCCAUACUCCUCGGAAGACUGCAAGGGUCUUUUGAAAGCAGCUAUCAGAGACCCUAACCCAGUCGUCUUUUUGGAAAACGAACUAUUGUAUGGUGAAUCUUUCCCAAUAUCCGAAGAGGCUGCGUCUCCUGACUUCGUUCUACCAAUCGGCAAGGCCAAGAUUGAGCUCGAAGGUUCGGACGUUACUAUCAUUUCGCAUUCUAGAAACCUGACUUUCUGCCUUGAGGCAGCCAAGGUGGUGAAGGAGAAAUACGGUGUUUCCGCUGAAGUUUUGAAUCUCAGAUCCAUCAAACCGCUGGACGUCCCAGCUAUCAUUGAAUCCAUCAAGAAGACCAAUCACGCUAUCACUGUUGAGGCCGGUUUCCCUGCUUUCGGUGUUGGUUCGGAAAUCUGUGCUCAAGUGAUGGAAUCUGAAGGUUUUGACUACCUCGAUGCCCCAAUUGAAAGAAUCACGGGAUGUGAAGUUCCAACUCCUUAUGCCAAAGAAUUGGAAGAUUUCGCUUUCCCAGAUACUCCAACCGUUGUGAGAGGUAUCGAAAAGGUUCUCUCUUUGGGUGAGUUUGCUUAG